Messenger RNA from Racocetra persica, 1880 nucleotides. NCBI's taxonomy places the organism in Eukaryota, Fungi, Glomeromycota, Glomeromycetes, Diversisporales, Gigasporaceae. The record is from the annotation of a GenBank genome assembly.
GUAAAUCUAUGCUGCAAGAUAAACCUGGGCUUGGUACAUUGAUGGAAGACAAACCUGUAGAGAAUGAAACUAUGAAAGAUGAAUAUGUGAAAAUUAUAUGCAUGAAAACCAAGCAUGUAGAAGGUGAAGCUUUCGAACCUUUGGAAGAUAAGUCUAAAGAAGACGAACGUGUAGAAGUCAAACUUGUGAAAGAUAAAUCUGUGGAAGGUGGUGACGUGGAAGUUGAGCUUGUUGAUAUAGAAGGCGAAGUUAGUGAAGCUGUAGAAGGCGAAAAUAUGGAAGGUGAUAAUAUGGAAAAUAAAACUAGAGAAAUUAAUAAAGGCUCUAUAUCUCUUGAAAGCAAUAGCGAAAUUAAUAUACCUGUUCUUGGGUUGGAGUUGGAAGGUUUUGACCUUACAAAGUAUUAUAUAAAUCAACCUAUAGAAUUAUCUGUUGGAACACGAUUUAAUUCUUGGGCAAUCGCAGAGCACUACUUAAAGAAGUAUGGCCGCCAGAAAGGAUUUGUGAUAAACCGGUAUAGAGUUGAAUAUCACAAAUCUCAUUUGACUCUGUUAAAUGAUUCUGUUAAAAAAAGAACAUAUGUAUGUGAGAAUGCUGGAAAGUAUAAACCUAACAAGACAAAACCGAUAGAGCAACAACCAUUUCGAAAAUUUGAUGAGUCUAUAAUAAAUGAAAUUGAAUGUGUGGUUGUAUAUGGCCAUUGCGAUGCUUAUACUAUAAGAAAUUUAUUACAGCCUUUGUUUCCUGGCCGACUUUUUCUUACGCGAGAUUUAUCAAAUGCAAUCCAAAAAAUCAAGUGUGAAAAAAAUGUUGUUGGAUCUGAUGCAUUGCACUUACUAAAAUUUCUACUUGAACAGCAAAAAGAAGAUCCUACGAUGUUCAUUCAACCAUUAAUAAAUACAGAUAGUAAUCGGCUAAGUAAACCAAUAAAUACAAUUUUCUUCUAUCUUUAUUCAUUCUUAUUGAUAAUGAUGGUCCUACAACAAACCUUGGAUGCAACUGGUUCUGAGCCAUGGGUUAUAAUGACAGACAUGGAUCUUGCAAUAGAUAUGGCAUGUCAAGUAAAAUAUAUAAAUUCUUAUCAUGUUCACUGUAUCUGGCAUAUGUCUCAAAAUUUGCCUAAACGGCUUAAGACAAAACUUGGAAGCGAAAAUUUUAAAGAAUUUAUUUGUGAUUUUUGGAAAGCAUGGAAUUCUUUAAGCAUUGAAGUUUUUGAUAGAAUAUUUACGGCAGGCAUGCAAUCUAUCUCACGUGUUGAAUCAAUUAAUGCUAUUAUUCAUAAAGCAGUUGCUUCUAGCUCUAGUAUGUCAGACGUAGUUGAAGCUUUAGAGCUUCCGGCUUUUAGUAUUGUUAAUAAUGUAAUUCGAAAGUACUUCAUACCAAGAAUUGCUAAAGAAAUUAACAAACAAAUGUGUGAAUCGGUACUAUACAAAUGUGAAAAGUUGGAUAUUGAUCAUGCUCUUGAAGAUCAAUUAUAUUCGGAUGAAAAUAAACUAAUUAAUAAUUAUGGUCAUUUAAUGGGUCAUUUUAAGAAAGCAUUAAGCUACUCAAUAGAAAAUAAUGAUCAAAAUGCUUUGGAUGAACUUAUCUUAGACUACAUUGCUAAAAAAGAAAAAAUUCGAAAUGUUCAAACUCAACUAGUGUCUGUUGAAGAAAGUCAAGCUUAUGAUGAUAUUAAAGAUCCAGUAGUGCGCAAGGGUAAAGGUAGACAUCCAAAUAAACGGUUGAAAGCUUUUAAUGAAGAAACAAAUAAGAUUAGUAGUAAUAAAAAACAACAGGAUACUGCUGAUAGUGAUAGUAAAACUAGACGUAGAUGUAGAUUAUGUCAUAAAUUAGGACAUUAUGCUCCUAAAUGCCCUAAUAAGGAAAAUGCAAUAUAA